AUGAAGUUGCUGAGGGUGGUCAGUUUCUCUUGCUACGGCUGUGUCUCCCUGGAGUGCCUCGGGCUGCACCUUGCCUCUGGGGGGGGGGUCUCCCCUGGCCCCUCCUCUGCCCACCGAGCACCCCCAGCCACAGCAGGUCCUCCGGGGGUCUUCGGUGGCUCCUGGUCUGACCCCUGCGAUCCUUUGAGGGCCGGGCUAGACCACCGAGCACACGAGCCUGCAGCAGCCCCCCCACAGCUGUGCGGUUUUGAAAAGAUGAUGGACCCCAGGUCCUGGAGCACCCUGGAUGCUGAGACAGCGGGUUGUCGGGGUCUGCCUGAAAUAACCUCUGGGCAUCACAGGGAGAAGCAUAGGAUGAAUUCAGGGUUCCCUCGGCGGGGGUUGGGGGGGCGCAGAAAACAGCCCUGA
Rangifer tarandus platyrhynchus (Svalbard reindeer) is the source of this 408-nucleotide messenger RNA. The record is from the annotation of a GenBank genome assembly. Lineage: Eukaryota; Metazoa; Chordata; Mammalia; Artiodactyla; Cervidae.